AUGAGCCAAAGUAGGUUGCGAAACAGUACAGGGACAACUACUACCAUUAUUGGCAGUCAUACCAAAGUCGAGAAUGGUCCUGAAGACAGAGUUACAUUACCGGCAAAGGAUGAAGUUUCAACCCCUGAGUUGACAAAGGCCAUAGGACAGGUUACUUUUAACCAAUGGGUUCUCAUAUUAUCACUUAUUUUUGGCGGGUGUUGCUCCAAUGUUUUUGCAUUAGAGUCUAUUGUUCGAGAGGCACCCAACUCGGGCCAUCUUAUCACAUUUGUCCAAUUUCUCUUUGUUGCGAGUGAGGGUUAUGUGCAUUUCUUUGAUGCUCAUUCCAAGUUUUUCUUUCUUCAAAAGCCUCAUAUUCCUGUUCACCGAAUGCUAUUUCCAGUUAUUAUAUAUUUCACAUUGUCGGUCUUGAACAAUUACGUAUGGGCUUUUCAUAUAUCAAUUCCUAUGCAUAUUAUUUUCCGUUCCAGUGGUACUGUUAUUACAAUGAUAUUCGGGGCUCUUAGCGGGAAAAGAUAUACAACUCGCCAGAUUUUUGCUGUGAUUGUAUUAACGGCUGGUAUCAUACUGGCAACAUUGUAUGGAAAUCCCAGUAUAUCGAACCCAUCUGACGUUGCUACAGAUUCUAGGACGUAUGCUACGGGUAUUGCUAUUUUGAUGGUCGGUUCGAUUCUAGGCGCAUUUCAAGGUGUUGUUACCGAAUCUACUUAUAAAACAUAUGGAAGACACUGGCGAGAGUCCCUGUUCUAUACGCAUUUCUUGUCCCUCUUGUUCUUCAUUCCAAUGUGGAAAGAAAUCACCAAUGAAUUUCUAUCGGCUUUAAAUUCGCAACCGGUGUACACUGUUCCUAUUAUACAGAUAAUUUUGCCCCGUCGUGUGGUGUACUUGGCAGUCAACGGAUUCACUCAGUACGUGUGUGUCCGUGGUGUAAAUAACCUUGCGGGGCAUGUCAGUGCUUUGACCGUGACUAUUGUUCUGAAUAUUCGGAAGUUUGUGAGUCUUGCUAUCAGUGUGUAUCUUUUUGGCAAUGAUUUAUCAGUUGGUAUGAUCGCUGGUUCGAUAUUUGUGUUCUUAGGCGCCUUCCUUUAUUCGAGUAGUCCGAAACAGUCAACACAAGGCAUACCUGACAAGAAAACAAAGUGA
Molecule: messenger RNA, 1143 nt
Organism: Sugiyamaella lignohabitans
Lineage: Eukaryota; Fungi; Ascomycota; Dipodascomycetes; Dipodascales; Trichomonascaceae
Gene: YEA4
Product: Yea4p
Exons: 1
Coding region: 1-1143 (380 amino acids)
Biological process (GO): transmembrane transport
Cellular component (GO): Golgi membrane; endoplasmic reticulum membrane
Molecular function (GO): UDP-N-acetylglucosamine transmembrane transporter activity
Source: RefSeq, a predicted model, not a curated record